Messenger RNA from Tigriopus californicus, 1581 nucleotides. RefSeq names its product WW domain-containing oxidoreductase-like. The transcript has a single exon. Gene Ontology annotation, molecular function: protein binding. Bases 1 to 1257 code for a protein of 418 amino acids. The record is from RefSeq and is a predicted model, not a curated record. Lineage: Eukaryota; Metazoa; Arthropoda; Copepoda; Harpacticoida; Harpacticidae.
AUGUCGACAUUUCAGCCGGAGACCGACUCGGAAGAUGAACUCCCUCCCCAAUGGGAGGAGAAGGCCACUGUCGAUGGGAAAGUAUUUUUUAUCAAUCACGCCAACCAAUCCACCCAUUGGAACCAUCCCCGAACGGGCAGGACGAAAUCAGUAUCGAAGUCGCUGCCCUUUGGAUGGGAGCGACAGAUCAUGAACGAUGGCAAAGUGAUGUACGUGGACCACGAGGGCCAGAAGACAUCUUUCACUGAUCCUCGAUUGGCCUUUGCCCAAGAGGACUCGGAUGAGACUGCUGAAUUCCGUCAGAAGUACGAUGCCAGUACCCGGGCCAUGGAAAUUGUUCAUGUCUUGGACUUGUCUGCCAUAGUGACCGUCAUCACGGGCGCCAACUCUGGGAUUGGAUUUGAAACCGCCCGGACCUUGGCUUUCAGGGGUGCGAAUGUGGUUCUAGCUUGUCGGUCCAUGGCCAAGGCUAAAAAAGCUGUGGAAAAGAUUGCCCAAGUGCGACCUUCUGCCUCAUUGCAUCCAUUCCAGAUGGACCUUCAGUCCUUGCGAUCGGUGAAAGAGUGUGCCCAGAAAAUAUGUGCUUGCUUCGAAAAGAUCCAUGUCCUGAUUCUAAAUGCUGGCAUUUUGGAUUGGAAAUUCGAGUUGACCAUGGAGGAUCAAAUGGAGAAGAUGAUCCAAGUGAACUAUUUCGCCCAAGUCUACUUGGCACACCUCUUGAAAGAUAGAAUGGCACAGACUAGUAAUCCUCGGAUAGUUUGGUUAAGUGCGGAAUCCCAUAGAUUUGCACCUUUGCAGUCAGAUGGCCUUACGAAAUCCGGCCUUUUGGGCACAUCGGAAGCCAAAUUCAUUCCAAUUGACGCUUACAACAACUCCAAGGUUCUUGGCAUGGCCUUUGCCAUCGAAGCUGAUAGGCAAUGGAGAUAUCCAUGGGGAAUCCAGAGUUUUCCCGUCCAUCCAGGCAACAUGGUAUUCACGAAUUUGAUGAGGAAUUCCUUCAUGUUCCGUUUGCUGUUUCUACUCGUCAGUCCCUUUGCCAAAUCGUUGGAACAAGCGGCAAGUUCGGUGGUUUUUGCCGGAUUUGCUCCAGACAUGGCCCACUCCGGGGGAACCUACAUCAAUAAUUGCUUCCCCUGCGAGCCAGGGGCGUUACCUCGAUCGGAUUUGGCGCGUUCCAAAAUCUGGAUCCUAACCAAAGACAUCCUUCAAGAGAAAUUACGUGAUAUUGACCCCGAUUUCUCUCGCCGACCUCUCUAGUGCUUCAGUGUUUUGUUCGUCAUCUCAGGGUCUUCCUUGGCUCUGGCUUACAACUUGAAGAGCAAUAAUAUAUGCAAAACAGCUACCACUCUCAACUUUAUCCUUAAUCAUCUUCUUUUCGUUCGAAGAGGGCAUUUGGUUGUAAAACAUCAUUCUUUCCAUUCCAGUUAUAGAUUAUUUCCAAUUGACCGGUCCCGAGGAUCGGUAAAACAUUAAAGAGAAAGCCUGUUCUUCUCGUGUAUUAGCCCACCAUGUGUAAUGCCAUACCUGUCGGAUUCCAUCUUCCAAGUUUACUGUCAUCGUUCAUGAGUCCCAACUUUCCAG